Messenger RNA from Plutella xylostella (diamondback moth), 682 nucleotides. RefSeq lists its product as uncharacterized. The record is from RefSeq and is a predicted model, not a curated record. NCBI's taxonomy places the organism in Eukaryota, Metazoa, Arthropoda, Insecta, Lepidoptera, Plutellidae.
GUAUUCAGUGACAGCAGUGUGAAAGUGACCAUGAACCCCUCGGUGCUCUGUCUGCUGGUGCUGGCGGCGGCGGCGGCGGCGGCCCCGCAACGUGAGGGAGCCGCCUUCUCGCGGGAGGCCAUCAAGCAGGCGCAGAACACGCACCUCAUCCCCCGCGACGCAGAGAUACAGAAGGUGCAGGAAGGCAUCGAGCUGGCGGCGUACGAGUCCAUCCCCGGCAACCAGCGCAUCAACCUGGCCGAGAUCCUGGGCGACCAGGUGCCGCCCGAGGUCAUCAGCAACCUGCAGGGGCAGAUCGACCAGGUCGGCCGCAACUAGAGCCGCGACUGUGAUAGUGGCACCAGACUGUGGACUCAAACACCGAUGCUACUGGCAGCGACAGAAAAAUAACAAGUUAUGAUAAGACGAUGUUCGAAAUUUGAAAAGCUGCCAGUAUUAGAACACAUCAAAUAUUUAAAUCCGAUUGAGACAUUCGAAUCGUUCUGAAUUCAAAUCGGGCAUCUGUCCGUUAGGUAACCACACAUUGUAAUGGCGUCGCUUGCGCCACGUCUGCUGCUGCGGGUACUAAAUGCUUAAGUUAUUGGUGUCGCAACAGACUGUGAAUGUGAUAUUGUGUAACAUCUUUUUAUACGUAUUUGUAAAUAUAAUAAUUUUAUAAAAUAAAGCGGUAAAAUUACGCUUA